AUGUCGGCGACGGGACCCAUCAGUAACUAUUACGUGGACUCCCUGAUCAGCCACGAGAAUGAAGAUCUCCUAGCGUCCAGGUUCCCUGCCACUGGGGCUCACCCCGCAGCCGCCAGACCCACCGGCUUGGUCCCGGACUGUAGCGAUUUUCCGUCCUGUAGCUUUGCCCCCAAGCCGGCAGUGUUCACCACGUCCUGGGCUCCGGUCCACUCCCAGUCGUCUGUCGUCUACCACCCCUACACCCACCAGCCCCACCUUGGAGCGGACACGCGGUAUAUGCGGACUUGGCUGGAGCCCCUGUCCGGGGCCGUCUCCUUCCCCAGCUUUCCAGCUGGGGGCCGCCACUACGCCCUCAAACCCGACGCCUACCCGGGCCGCCGGGCGGACUGUGGCCCGGGGGACGGGCGGAGUUACCCAGACUACAUGUAUGGCUCUCCCGGGGAGCUUCGGGACCGGACCCCGCAGGCUCUCCCCUCCCCGGAGUCGGACGCGCUGACCAACAGCAAGCACAAAGAGGAGAAGACAGAACUGGACCCGAGUAACCCAGUGGCAAAUUGGAUCCACGCUCGCUCUACGAGGAAGAAGCGAUGUCCCUACACCAAAUACCAGACACUGGAACUGGAGAAGGAGUUUCUGUUCAAUAUGUAUUUAACCAGGGACCGUCGGUACGAGGUGGCCCGGGUCCUCAACCUCACCGAGCGCCAGGUCAAAAUCUGGUUUCAAAACCGGAGGAUGAAGAUGAAAAAGAUGAACAAGGAGAAAACCGACAAGGAGCAAUCCUAA
This is a messenger RNA of Trichosurus vulpecula (common brushtail), 783 nucleotides long. It is a transcript of the gene HOXC9, whose product is annotated as homeobox C9. Gene Ontology annotation, molecular function: DNA-binding transcription factor activity, RNA polymerase II-specific; RNA polymerase II cis-regulatory region sequence-specific DNA binding. Gene Ontology annotation, cellular component: nucleus. Bases 1 to 783 code for a protein of 260 amino acids. NCBI's taxonomy places the organism in Eukaryota, Metazoa, Chordata, Mammalia, Diprotodontia, Phalangeridae. Gene Ontology annotation, biological process: DNA-templated transcription; regulation of transcription by RNA polymerase II; proximal/distal pattern formation. The record is from RefSeq and is a predicted model, not a curated record. The transcript has 2 exons.